Molecule: messenger RNA, 5452 nt
Organism: Argiope bruennichi
Lineage: Eukaryota; Metazoa; Arthropoda; Arachnida; Araneae; Araneidae
Exons: 18
Coding region: 224-3550 (1108 amino acids)
Source: RefSeq, a predicted model, not a curated record
UCUGAUAACUAUAUUCAUUAAUCCUAUAUACAUAAAAUAUAAUUUCUAAAUUAUUAUCCCCUCACGGGUCACCCUCGCUAUUGAAACAUUGAAACAAGAUUCUGUUCCUCGUUCGAGCUAGAGUUGAGCAGGCAGCAUUUAACGGUCUGUGACUUGUCGAUGAUGAUCGUAUUCGUUUACUACAGAAAUCACACUUCCUAACAAAACUGUCAACAGUACUACGAUGGCGUCAACAUUCAAUGAAAAUAAGAAAAUCAAGUGUGAUCAAUAUCCUUGCCAGUCGUGGUAUAAACAUGUUGGAAUAGACAGAUCGAACAAUUGUUCGGCACGGUUUUUUAGAGAACGUAGGAAUAGGAAAACAAGUUCAAAAUCAGAUGAAGCCUCAGAUCUUCCAUCAACAAGUCAAGUAAACGGACAUGAUUCAGACCUGGAAGAAGAUGAAUCUUCAGAUGAUCCAGACCACAAUCAUUAUCUAUACCCGAGUGACCUUACUGAACUGUGGUUGGUUAACUGUGAUAUAUGUGACAAUUUCUGUUAUCCUGAUGCCUUUUGCUGGCAUAACGAAAUCAGACAUUCACAACCACAAGAUCCUGAAGCAAUACAGUACAGCUUUUAUCAAAAGAAACCUAAACCAAUUCCUAAGCCCAAACCUGAAAAGAAAAAGAAAGUUAAGAAUGAGACGAAAAAUACUACAGAUGUGCAAAACAAAAAUUCAGAGAAAACAGAUACUUCAAAAAACAAUGACUCUGAAGCUAAUGUUGUAGACAAUCUUGAUGUGAAGUCUGGUCCUGGGCAUGGAAAAAAGAAAAGAAAAAGAAAACGAAUAACAUAUGGGCCAAAAAAAAGAAGAAAACAAGUUCCUGUAGAUAAUGAAAAUUUUGAGGAGACCACUUUUCGAAAUGUAACAGAAAGUGUUAUAGAAGUUCCUUUAGUUAAUGGAAAUAUUGGAGAAAGCUCUUUGGAAAACGUAACAAAAAGUAUUAUAGAAGUUCUUGAAAAUGUUAUGGAGUCCAGUUUGGAAAUUGUAACGGCAUUUUCUAUAGAAGAACUGGAAGAUGAACAAAAAGCGAUUCGCCAACCCCAAAAAACAGUGAAUUGCCAGUUGAAAAGAACAGCAAAUUGCCAGUUGAAAAGAACAGCAAAUUGCCAGUUGAAAAGAGGAGCAAAUUGCCAGUUGAAAAGAGGAGCAAAUUGCCAGCUGAAAAGAGGAGCAAAUUGCCAGCUGAAAAGAGCGGCAAAUUGCCAACUGAAAAGGGCAGUGAAUUACCAAUUGAAACAAAUAGUGAAUUGCCAAUUUGAAAGAACAGUGAAUUGCCAGCUAAAAGGAGCAGUGAAUUGCAGGCUAAAAGGUGCUGUGAAUUGCCAGUUGAAAAGAGUGAUCAGUUGCCAACUUAAAGAAGCAGUGAAUAGCCAACUGAAAGGAGCAAUAAAUUGUCAACUGAAAGAUAUAUUGAAUUACUAUUUGAAAAGAAUAAAGAAUUAUCAGUUGAAAGGAGCAUUAAUUGACCAACUGAAAAGAGCUCUGACUUGCUAUUUGAAAAGAGUAAUGAGUUCCCAAUUGAAAGGAAUCUUGACUUGCUAUUUGAAAAGAGUAAUGAGACGCCAGUUCAAUAGAUCACUGAAUGGCUAUUUGAAAAGAGCACAAAAUGGUAUGAGAAAACAUCCGAUGAUUGCUAAAGCGUUUGCAUCUCAAGCAGUUCGUAAAGGUUCUGUACAAUUUAAUGUUUCAUCACAGCAUAGGAGUUUACUGAGGGAAAAAUUAGUGAUCAAUCAAAGUACAAACUUUAUGAAGAUGUUAUCAGUACCUCCAUUAGUCAAUAAUGUAAUAAAUUAUAAGACAAAGGACUAUUAUAAUUUUGAGAGAAAACUUCAAAAUACCUUCUACAAAACCAAAUUAGCCAGUUUAUCAAUUACUAAAAGCAAUGUAUUUUGUUAUAAUAACCAUAGUUUAGUUUAUAAUUGUUCACCUGCUUAUAGUUCACCUUUCAAAUUAGGAAGUAUAGUAAAUGGAGUUAUUGGAAGAAAUAAUUUAAAGAAUCACUUAGAUUAUACUCCAACUAAUAACUUCCUUAAGAAUAUUAUUAAUGCGAAUUUGAAUUUUGAAAAGCUCUACAAUGGAAUGCUGCCAAAAAGAUUUAAUGGAUUUUAUAAAAAGAAAAGUGCUCAAAAGAAUUCAACUGUGAUACCUCUUGAAAAUAAGAAAAAAGACAGUAGUUUUCAUAUUGAAAACACUGACUAUUUAAGCAGUUACGUGGAUGGCUCUGAACUCUCGUAUAGAAGUAUUAGUAAAACAAAGCCUGGUGUGAAGCUAAAACGCCAAAAGAUUAGAAAGAAACUGAAAGCUGCUCUUGAAUCCCCGAUAUAUAAACAGUGUCUACAAACAAUUAAAUUAAAUCCUAUAAAAAUUCAAAAGGCCUUAAAUAGUGUUGAUAUACUUUCUAAAGUUGAAGCUAAAAAGCAAUUUCGGACGUUUUCUGAUUUAAAUUACAUAUUACCUAGUGACAAGAGCUUUAAACAAACAAAAGUAUCAUGUUCUGUAAAUACCAGUGCGAAAUCUGCCAGUAUAAAUUCUUGGAAUAAUGUUCCUUUUAGAUACCAAUCUAGAAAAUGCUUUUUUCCCUCAAGUGGAAAUCAACUAGCCAAAUCUGGGUUGGUUUUAUCAAACUGCGCAUACGAAAAAUUAAGGGCCACUUUUAAUAAUCAGAAUGAGCUUGAUACUUCAUCUGUUCACUCCGAAGAAUCAGAUUUCAUAAAUAUUGUUUCACCUAAUUCUCAGAAGGAAUCAACUUCUGAAACUGAAAAAUUAGAUCAUAAAGAAAUUAUGUUAGAAAAAGAUUUGUAUGAAGGGCAACAAAAUGCAUCACCUUCUUCCUCUUGUGUUAAUUCGCCCACUGAAUCUGAAGAAUCUGAAAGUGAUCUCUAUGAAGAGCAAGAAAAUGGGUCACCUGCUUCCUCUUAUCUUAAUUCACCCUCUGAAUAUGAAGAAUUGGAGAAUGAUCUCUGUGAAGAGCAACAAAAUGGAUCACCUUCUUCCUCUUAUCUUAAUUCACCCUCUGAAUAUGAAGAAUUGGAGAAUGAUCUCUGUGAAGAGCAACAAAUUGAAUCACUUUCUUCUCCUAAUGUUAAUUCAGCCUCUGAAUAUGAAGAAUUUGAGAACGAUCUCUGUGAAGAGCAACAAAAUGAAUCACUUUCUUCUCCUAAUGUUAAUACAGCCUCUAAUAGUGAUUUGGUUUCUGUAAAAAUAAAUAGCAGUCAAUCAUAUUCUAAUUAUUUGAAUGAGUAUAAUCAAGAUGCAGAUCAACUACAAGAAAUGUCAACAAUGGAGUGUACCCCUAUUUCUCGGCCAAGUUCUCCUGAACCAGUUUGUGAAAAGGAUGAAAUAGAUGACCAAGAGACAGAAUUACUAAAAAAGACAUCAUCAUCAAACAUGCCUAGAGAUGGCAUGCGUCUAAUCAUGCCGGAAGAAAAUUUUUGGAUAGAAUAUGGAUUAAAUGGAAAUAAUUAUCGAGAUUAUAAUAGGGAACAAAAUCAAGGAAGCAAGGAUAGAUGACAUAAAGCUAUAUGAGAAAUUAUCUGUCUAAACAUUAUGCUACGGCUCUCCUUGUUGCGAUGAGUUCAGCAAACUGCGGCUGAAUGCCCAACAGGAGUUGUCCGCUGAAAUUCCUGCCGAGAUGGGCUUCUGCGUGAAAGGGCCAAUUGAAGUGGAGCUCACCAUAAUGCUUCAGGCUCUAAUGGGAUCAACCGUUUCACUGUUCAUAAGCAUCUUUCUUGGAAGUUAGUCUUACAGGUGCCAAUUGAUGCAAUUGAGGUCUUCUCUACCUAAGGAAAAUGCAUCAAAUAAUAUAUGUUACAUUCCUGGGCCCUUUUUUUAGAAUCUGGUGGUGAAACAUCAGAUUCUGUGUGACAAUGGAUUUAACUGGGAAGUUAAAUCAGAAUAAAAGCAAUUUUCUGAAAAGUAAUGGAAUAUCAUUUGAAUCAAUUAUACCAUAUAUGAGAAUGAGUUGGCUCCAUUUAUAACAGUGAUUUCAAAUAGAGGGUUUAAUGUGCGUUUUAAUGUUAUUUUAUCUUGUUCAAGCAGACUGAGGUAAAAGUGAUUGAAAUCUGAAAUUUUUGAGUAAUUGUAGAAUUUUGUUUUAUAGAGAGAGUGAGACAAUAAAUUAAAUUGCAAUUAAUGAGGGACACAGUAUACUGAAAAGGGUGCUCUUAGAUAAAGAAAAGAGUGUAUUGCGAAAUAUCUUAACCUUUAAAAAUAAGGCUUUUUUUACCUUGGAAUAAAAGCUAUUUUCAGAACUUAUGUCUUGAUGUCAUGACGUAUGUAUGGUAGAUAUGGGAUAUCUCUAAGUUAAGGGAAUCUCUUUUUAUAUUUAUUCAGUGCCUUAUCCUUAGCAAUAAUCAGUUAUAUUUUGUGAUAAACAAAAUAAUCAAAAUUUUGAAACAAGUUCAAAGAACAUCAGUAGUGUUGUUAUAUAGAACUGUUUAUAGUAGUAGGUUAUAUCUUUUUAUGAUAAAUAAGCUUAAAGGCAUUCUUGUGUCUUCUAGUAUUCUCCCCAUAAAUGCAGCAAUGCUAAGUGGAGAAGAAUUAUCAUUAAUCUCUUUCCUCUCUCACAUAUUCAUUUUGGUUCAAUAUAAUUCUAAAGCUGUUUUAUUUCCAUUAAGUAGCCAAUUUUAAUUUGAAAAUGGCACUAAUAAAAUUGUUUACUUGGCCAUAAAAAGCCAAACUAAGUUUGUCCUGCCUUAUUGAUCUAGAGAGUUUUAAAUAUAUAAAAUACUUUGUCUUAAAAUAGUAAGGAAAUAUUUAAAAAGCAUUUUUCUGGAACUACUUUCUUUGUAUGAUACUUGAAGAUUCAACUGUUUGGAGUAACAACUGCUUUAAAAAGUUAUGUAUAAAUGAGAUACAAAUGACACUUUAGUUUAAAUGAGCAUUUCAGUUACUGAGCUUGUUAUAAAUGGUGCUAACUUUGCUUAGAUACUUUAAGUCGAAAAUGUGUCUUCCUCAAUUUUAUUUUAAAUCCCACUUUCUCUUUAAAAAUCAAAGGAGAAUAUUGGCCGUUUAGUAUAGCUAUUUCAAGGUUUGCUUAUGUAAGCAUGGUUUAAUUGGUUGUUGAAAUGACCAAAACCUUUAUUGUUUGAUGCAGGUGCUCAGUUCACUGAAGAACUUAUUAUAGAAUGUUAAUGUAAGAGCUUUUUUUUGUAUAUAUAUAGUUUUCCUUCCUCUGUAACAUGUUACAAACAUAACAAAUUACCAUACAACUUUAUAACUAAGAUAGGUUUCACAAAUUAUAUUGUUUGAAUUGUUAUGAAUGUAAUAUUGGGAUGUGGGUAUGGUGUCAAAAAAGUGCAAAAUAAUUAUAGAAAAGUUUCUUUCAUUUUAAUUCCUUUGUUUGUAAAUGACUAAGAUUUUUUUUUUUUUAAUUUGAGGGUGUGAAGUAUUUUAAAGAAAUAGUUAAAAAUU